ACACUGCUUUUCUUUAAAAAACAAGGACAUUUCUAAGUGACCCCAAACUUUUGAACGGUAGUGUACAUAUUACCUCAAUUACGUUGACUAACCUGUGCCCCCGCACAUUGACUCUGUACCCGUACCCCCUGUAUAUAGCCUCUCUGCUGUUAUUUUACUGCUGCUCUUUAAUUAUUUGUUAUUUACUUUUUUUACUUAUCUAUUUUUUACUCAACACUUAUUUUUUAUUAAUCUGCAUUGUUGGUAAAGGGCUUGUAAAGUAAGCAUUUCACUGUAAGGUCUACUACACCUGUUGUAUUCAGCGCAUGUUUGACAAUACACACAGUAUUUCUACACACUCAUAGUUCUUACCUAGCACAGUCAGACGUAUCUCUGUAGUGUAUGUUCCACUGGGGAAAACAUUGAAGAUACAUGUGAAGGUGCCUUCAUCCAACAGUCUGACAGCUGUGUUUCGAAUUGAUCCAAGUUUUUCUGAUGAGUUCCCAAUAAACUGGACUCUACCUUUUAAUCCAUUUGGUGCAACAAAGUCAGUAACCCCAUUUGGAUAAAUAUGCAUCAAAUUACGUUUUUCAUGCUGAGUACUUUUCUGCCAUGUUAUCUGUUCAAGCUCCUCGUCUGUCUCUAUCAGUCUUGUAGUGGCCAAUAGAUUCAAACAUGACACGACCAAUAACUUUUUGAAGUCAAUGAUAGACUUUUAAUACACCCCCGUAUCAGAAGCCGGAGAGCCCCGCGGGACUCACUGGCUUCUGAUACUGGGGUGUAUUAAAAGUCUAUCAUUGAAUUCAAAAAGUUAGCGUUGCCAGGAGAAUCAGGGACUAAAGACGUUAUUGGCUGGCCGUGGGAUCUUUGGGGCAAUCUGACAAGACAAGGGUGGCCGCCCAGCUAAACAAGGUAAGCAAAGUUCUUACAAUAGCUGAAAUGUCUGUGUAGAUUGCCACAAAGGAUCCGGUAGCAGCAGGGGGAGCGUCAAGUAGGUCUCUCUCUCAAAUUUCCUAAAAACUAUAGAAACGAAGGAACUUUUUGAAAUUCAAUGAAUUUGCAUGUGUGUGUGUAAGCGUGGAAAUCAUAUAAUGAAUGGGCAUGCAUGUUUGGUGAAUAAAUAAGCGGGGGCUGUGAACUUCGCUGGUGUCUGGUGCCUGAUUCGGACGGCACCCCUCGUUGAGUCAUUCGCAGGGGACUGUUGUGUGAGCUGACUGGUCUGGCUGAGUGGUUGGAAUCAGGCACAGGGCUACAGCUGUCUGUUUAUAUGUUUAGAAAAUAGAUAAGUAGUAAGAUAGAUAAAAUGUUCAUGGCUACCGCUUCAAGGAAAAGGUCUGUACGGAUGGAUAUUUAGUAAAUAGAUACACAUGGCUACCUCUUUGAAAUGAAGAUCUGGUACGGGUGAAUAUUUAGAAUACAGAAAGAACGUUAGCCUGAUUGUGCGACGUUCAACUGAAAAAGGAAAUCCUGCGAUACCGCUUCAAAAUAUUUACCAGAAGAUGAAAUCUCGCGUCUUGUGACGGCCGGCCGCCCAACAACCUGCCCGCUUGACCCUAUCCCCUCCUCUCUUCUCCAGACCAUUUCCGGAGACCUUCUCCCCUACCUCACCUCGCUCAUCAACUCAUCCCUGACCGCUGGCUACGUCCCUUCCGUCCUCAAGAGAGCGAGAGUUGCACCCCUUCUGAAAAAACCUACACUCAAUCCCUCCGAUGUCAACAACUACAGACCAGUAUCCCUUCUUUCUUUUCUCUCCAAAACUCUUGAACGUGCCGUCCUUGGCCAGCUCUCCCGCUAUCUCUCUCUGAAUGACCUUCUUGAUCCAAAUCAGUCAGGUUUCAAGACUAGUCAUUCAACUGAGACUGCUCUUCUCUGUAUCACGGAGGCGCUCCGCACCGCUAAAGCUAACUCUCUCUCCUCUGCUCUCAUCCUUCUAGACCUAUCGGCUGCCUUCGAUACUGUGAACCAUCAGAUCCUCCUCUCCACCCUCUCCGAGUUGGGCAUCUCCGGCGCGGCCCACGCUUGGAUUGCGUCCUACCUGACAGGUCGCUCAUACCAGGUGGCGUGGCGAGAAUCUGUCUCCUCACCACGCGCUCUCACCACUGGUGUCCCCAGGGCUCUGUUCUAGGCCCUCUCCUAUUCUCGCUAUACACCAAGUCACUUGGCUCUGACAUAACCUCACAUGGUCUCUCCUAUCAUUGCUAUGCAGACGACACACAAUUAAUCUUCUCCUUUCCCCCUUCUGAUGACCAGGUGGCGAAUCGCAUCUCUGCAUGUCUGGCAGACAUAUCAGUGUGGAUGACGGAUCACCACCUCAAGCUGAACCUCGGCAAGACGGAGCUGCUCUUCCUCCCGGGAAGGACUGCCCGUUCCAUGAUCUCGCCAUCACGGUUGACAACUCCAUUGUGUCCUCCUCUCAGAGCGCUAAGAACCUUGGCGUGAUCCUGGACAACACCCUGUCGUUCUCAACUAACAUCAAGGCGGUGGCCCGUUCCUGUAGGUUCAUGCUCUACAACAUCCGCAGAGUACGACCCUGCCUCACACAGGAAGCGGCGCAGGUCCUAAUCCAGGCACUUGUCAUCUCCCGUCUGGACUACUGCAACUCGCUGUUGGCUGGGCUCCCUGCCUGUGCCAUUAAACCCCUACAACUCAUCCAGAACGCCGCAGCCCGUCUGGUGUUCAACCUUCCCAAGUUCUCUCACGUCACCCCGCUCCUCCGCUCUCUCCACUGGCUUCCAGUUGAAGCUUGCAUCUGCUACAAGACCAUGGUGCUUGCCUACGGAGCUGUGAGGGGAACGGCACCUCAGUACCUCCAGGCUCUGAUCAGGCCCUACACCCAAACAAGGGCACUGCGUUCAUCCACCUCUGGCCUGCUCGCCUCCCUACCACUGAGGAAGUACAGUUCCCGCUCAGCCCAGUCAAAACUGUUCGCUGCUCUGAUUUCUUCAGCCUCCUGA
This is a messenger RNA of Oncorhynchus keta (chum salmon), 2933 nucleotides long. RefSeq lists its product as uncharacterized. The record is from RefSeq and is a predicted model, not a curated record. The coding region runs from base 2250 to 2933 and encodes 227 amino acids. NCBI's taxonomy places the organism in Eukaryota, Metazoa, Chordata, Actinopteri, Salmoniformes, Salmonidae. The transcript has 3 exons.